Messenger RNA from Penicillium alfredii, 246 nucleotides. RefSeq lists its product as uncharacterized. The transcript has 2 exons. Bases 1 to 246 code for a protein of 81 amino acids. The record is from RefSeq and is a predicted model, not a curated record. NCBI's taxonomy places the organism in Eukaryota, Fungi, Ascomycota, Eurotiomycetes, Eurotiales, Aspergillaceae.
AUGCCAGACAUCAAUCGCGCACCGGAGGUUAUCCUGGAUAUGACAUGGGAUUACAAGGUUGAUAUCUGGAAACAUCGGGGUGGUGACCAGAUCUGGGAUCUGUUUGAACAUAGCCAUCUGUUCCGAGCUCGGACCCCCGAUGGUCAACUGGAUGAUUCAUAUCAUCUAGCAGAGAUGAAAGCAAUCUUGGGAGAUCCGCCGCCUGAGUUUCUUGCGAGUGAAAAAAAGUCCCCGGUUCUGGGAUAA